CAUCACACCACACACUCCUCCUUUCUUGUCCGCCACCACCACCACCAAGCUUGUUAUCCAUCUUGCCCUGCUCCUUGUGAUGUGCAGUUGUCGUUCCAUCCCCAUCCAUCCAUUCAUUCUCGCCUUUUCUCAUGUGCACCAGCUGCCUGGCUCUUAUUUUGCGUUCCUCCUCGCGUUCUCACCCCCAUUUUUUAAAAGCGCUCUCUAUUGAUUUGUCGGAUUUAAAAACACUCCGGAAUCCCUUCCAUAAAACGGCACUUUAUCGGGAUUUGUGACUCAUUCCGAGGAGACGAUAAGAGAAGAGAGUCGGUCAUAUUUUACGCACCAGCAGUCGGGCUGCGGAUGGAUGAACGUGUAGUGUCUUGUUUUUAAACAGAAAAAAAAACAUUUGGGGGGAGGUAUUUCAUCGCUGUGGAGCAACAUGAAGAACUAAUCCGGAGGCUUCAAGUUUGAUAGGAAAGGAAUUCCAACACAUAAAGCGCAAGCGGCCAACAUCAUUGGGAAGCAGCUUGCAUGUGCGGACGCCACUUCGGCUGUGCCUCCUCUGCUCAUCUGCAGCUAAGGAGCCCCUUUGAGAUUUUCAGCUUUCUGUGAGCACAUGUGGCGCUGCUGUGCUGUGCGCAUCAAAUGGAGCCGUCAAUUAGUCUCUCGCGCGCAACCUGCUGCUAAUAAUCGACCCCCCCCCCACCCCUUGCAUCUGCAACGUUCUCUUAGAUUUCACCCUUUUGCCCCUCCCAAUUGUCUCCUACCUGUAAGCGUAAUCUAUUCGCUGUUUCUUUCUUAAAUCAUCUUCCAGGCAACCCCUCAUGUCUCUUUAUGGUGGUAAUGAAACUCAAGACAUUUUUAAUCUAAGACUUGUUUUUUUUUUUUUUGCUACAGAGAACUGCAAAGUACGUUCCACUUCUGAAGCUCUCAACUUCAAAGAGGCAAGCUCACUCAGCAACUGUUGCAAGCGGCUCCUGUAAACAAAACGCGGAACUUGAACCUGAAAGAAUAAGAAACAUCAUCAAAGAACCAUGUUUCUGCAAAAGCGGACUUCAUCUUUCACCCCUUGCGCAUACAUCUCCGUCCUGCUGCUGCUGCUGCUGCCGGGAGUCACCCACGUGUCCCGAGGCAGUUCCAGCCAUGACAAUUCUGGCAGCCCGGCGGGCAACUGCAGCAGUGAAGAUAACUGCUCUGACGGCGUGGUGCUACCCAUGUGGAACCCCCAGAACCCCGUGGUGGGUGAUAAGGUGGCUCGAGCCAUCGUUUACUUUGCAGCUCUCAUAUACAUGUUCCUGGGCAUGUCCAUCAUCGCCGACCGCUUCAUGUCAUCGAUUGAGGUCAUCACCUCUCAGGAAAAAGAGAUCACCAUCAAGAAGCCCAACGGUGAGACGACGACGACAACCGUGCGCAUUUGGAACGAGACCGUGUCCAACUUGACUCUAAUGGCUUUAGGGUCAUCGGCGCCAGAAAUCCUUCUGUCCGUCAUUGAGGUGGUAGGCCAUAAUUUUGAAUCCGGAGCUCUGGGUCCGAGCACCAUCGUGGGCAGUGCUGCGUUCAACAUGUUCAUCAUAAUAGCCAUCUGUGUCUACGUAGUGCCAGAAAACGAGACCCGCAAGAUAAAGCACCUCAGGGUGUUUUUUGUCACUGGCGCCUGGAGUAUUUUUGCCUACAUCUGGCUAUACCUCAUCCUGUCCGUUUUCUCUCCCGGCGAGGUGGAAGUUUGGGAGGCAGUUCUCACCUUUCUCUUCUUCCCACUCUGCGUGCUACAAGCCUGGAUCGCAGACCGCCGUCUGCUCUUCUACAAGUACGUCAACAAACGCUACCGUGCCGACAAGAAUCGCGGCAUUAUCAUCGAAUCGGAAGGUGACGCCAUGUUCACCAAAAUGGACUUGGAGAUGGACGGCCAGGGAGUCAACUCGCACACUCACCCCAAAGAGGCUCUGGAUGGGAUGCUGGAGGGUGUGGAGGAAGGUGGAGGGAUGAGCGCGGAGCAGGACCAAGAGGAGGAAGCGAGAAGGGAGAUGGCUCGCACCCUAAAAGAACUGAAGCAGAGGCAUCCAGAGAAGGAUAUGGAGCAGUUGAUCGAAAUGGCUAACUACCAAGUCCUAGUCCAGCAACAGAAGAGCCGAGCCUUCUACCGCAUACAAGCCACGCGGAUGAUGAUCGGCGCCGGAAACAUCCUGAAAAAGCACGCCGCCGAUCAGGCUCGGAAGGUGGUGAGCUGCCACGAGGCAAGCGGACAGGAAGAGGACCCCAACACCAUCUACCUGCAGUUUGACCCUUCCCACUACCAGUGCUUUGAAAACUGCGGCUCCUUAAAACUCUCAGUCGGCCGGCACGGAGGAGAAGCCGGCUGCACCGUGAAGGUCGACUACCGCACGGAGGAUGGCACCGCCAAUGCUGGGUCGGACUAUGAGUUCGCCGAGGGCACUUUGGUCUUCAAGCCCGGCGAGACCACAAAAGAGUUCACCGUCGGUGUGAUCGAUGAUGACAUUUUCGAAGAAGAUGAACACUUCUACGUGCGCCUCAGCAACCCCCGCAUCGUCCACCGAGCCGAGGUCUCCGUCCUGGAACCGCGUUCUCUCUCUUCCAGCAACAGCAUGGCCGGCAUGUCCUCUCACAUCCCGCCGAAAGCCGCCCUGGGCGGCGCUCACACCGCCACGGUGACCAUCUACGACGACGACCACGCCGGCAUCUUUACGUUCGAGAGCAAGUCGACCAGGGUCAGCGAAAGUGUCGGAAACAUGCAGGUCAAGGUUCACCGGACGUCCGGUGCGAGGGGCAAGGUGGCGGUGCCUUACCACACUGUCGAGGGCACAGCCAAAGCUGGCGAGGACUACGAGGAAGUGUCCGGCAAGCUGGAGUUUCAGAACGAUGAGACCAUGAAGCUGCUGAACGUGAAGAUCAUCGAUGAUGAGGAGUAUGAGAAGAACAAGACUUUUACCAUUAUUUUGGAAGAGCCCAUUCUGCUGGAAGUGGGACAGCGACACGGAGACACCAAUGACAACAAGAUGCCAGUCGGGCCGGAAGACGUGGCAAAGAUGGGCUGCCCUUGUCUGGGAGAACAUACAAGCCUGGAGGUGGUCAUUGAGGAGUCCUACGAAUUUAAGAGCACGGUGGACAAGCUGAUUAAAAAGACGAACCUGGCACUGGUGGUGGGGAGCAGCAGCUGGAGGGAACAAUUUGUUAGUGCCGUCACUGUCAGUGCAGGUGAUGACGAUGAGGAAGAAAGCGGAGAAGAGCGUUUGCCCUCCUGCUUUGAUUACAUAAUGCAUUUCCUGACAGUUUUCUGGAAAGUGCUCUUUGCUUUCGUCCCACCCACCGAGUACUGGAACGGCUGGGCCUGCUUCUUUGUGUCCAUCUCGUUAAUUGGCAUCCUGACAGCCGUGACCGGGGAUCUGGCCUCUCAUUUCGGGUGCACCGUCGGCCUGAAGGACUCGGUCACAGCCGUGGUGUUCGUGGCCUUGGGCACGUCUGUCCCAGACACAUUUGCGAGUAAAGUGGCCGCAAUCCAGGACCAAUAUGCUGAUGCGUCCAUCGGGAACGUCACAGGCAGCAACGCGGUCAAUGUGUUCCUGGGCAUCGGGGUGGCGUGGACCAUCGCCUCCGUUUACUGGAAGACCAGAGGCAAAAGUUUCAAGGUUCACCCGGGCUCCCUGGCCUUCUCGGUCACCCUCUUCACCAUCAUGGCACUGGUGUGCGUGCUGGUGCUGCUCUACCGCCGACGCCCGAGCAUAUCAGGCGGCGAGCUCGGAGGCCCACGGACAGCCAAGCUCCUCACCUGCUUCCUCUUCCUCUCCCUGUGGUUCAUUUACAUCUUGCUGUCCUCGCUGGAGGCCUACUGCCACGUGCCCGGCUUCUGAGAUGGCGAGAAUAGCCCAAAUGUGGCCCCGCCCCUUGUUUUUACAGAAUGUUUUCUGUUGUUGUUGGGUUUUUUUUUUUCACAGAAGUCAACUAAAUACAUUUUCCCUUGCUGUUAAUCCAGUCAUUCCUUUUAACAUAUUUAUCUCAGAUAACCUGACAUAUUGCUUCCUGUCAACUAUGUUUCUGUACAGUUCUUGUGAGUUUUUACAUUUUUAUGAUAGGACUUUCUAGUGCAUUGGAUGGCGACUCGGUUAAAUGAAAAGAGGGAAACGUAACUGUAAAAAAAAAAAGAAAGUGUGCAUUGGUACAUAUUACUUGAGCUUGACAUUUAAUAUUCAUUGUGUAUCAUGUAACAGAUGAACAUUGUGUGUGCGGAUUUUGUGAAAGACUUAAUUUUUUUUUCUGCACGCAUCGGACAGAGUUUUUUGGAAAUCUAUUUUAAAGUGCAAUAUGUAAUGUUUGAACAACGGUGUGUUGAUGUGCUCCUGUAACGUGAAAUCUCAGCAGUAAUCUCUCAACGCUCUUCUUCUGUAUCACGUUUGGUAUAGUCCGAGUUAAAAUACAUUUUCUUGAAAAAAAAAUAAAAAUAAAU
Hippocampus zosterae (dwarf seahorse) is the source of this 4441-nucleotide messenger RNA. RefSeq names its product solute carrier family 8 member 4a (gene slc8a4a). Gene Ontology annotation, molecular function: calcium:sodium antiporter activity. The record is from RefSeq and is a predicted model, not a curated record. Gene Ontology annotation, biological process: cell communication; sodium ion transmembrane transport; calcium ion import across plasma membrane. Lineage: Eukaryota; Metazoa; Chordata; Actinopteri; Syngnathiformes; Syngnathidae. The transcript is spliced from 8 exons. Gene Ontology annotation, cellular component: axon; postsynapse; sarcolemma. The coding region runs from base 1017 to 3848 and encodes 943 amino acids.